AUGAAUUACAAUAAUAAUUAUAUAGAUUACAAUAUUCAUGAUAGAAGAAAAGCAAAUAAUGCUAAUCAAAAAAAAAAUGAGCAGUGGGAAAAUAUUAGUUAUAUUAAAAAUAAUCAGAUAAAUACAAUUAAUAAAACAAACAUAGAUGUACCAAAUGAAAAUUAUAUAGAAAGUUGUAUUAAUAAUAAUAAUAUUUAUACAAACAUGAAAAAUGAUCAUAUGAAUUUAGAUAAUUAUAAUUUAAAAUCAGGAAAUUAUUAUGUUAGGAAUUUUAAUAAUUUUGAUGAUAACAUUAAAAAUAAUAUAAGUGCACCAUCUCAUUAUGUCAAUUCACACCCAAUUUUUGAUAAUAAAAGAAAAAAAGAAGUGUAUAAUUUUUCUAAUAAUAUAAAUCAUAAUACUGAAAUGAAUAAUAAAAAUUUUAAUUAUUUAAAUAAUACAAAUAAUAUAAUUAAUAACAGUAAUUUAAUUUUAAAUAGUAGAAACACAAAUAAUGAUAAUAAUAAUUAUCAAUAUAAUAAUAGCAAUUUUAGAUUUAAUAAAAAUACAUAUAAUAAAUUAGAUAGAAUAAAUGAAAAACAUUAUACCAAUGAGACAUUAAAUGAUGAAUUAAAGAAAAAUACUUUUGAAGAAAAUAAUUUACAAUUUAUGAAUAAUUUAAAACAAACAAAUGACAUAAAUAAACUACAUAAUAAUUCACAACCUUUUAAAAAUGAUGAUAUAAAUAAUAACUAUUUUAAUAAUAGUAGUCAUAAAGGAGAAUAUAAAGGUAUUAUGCAAAACUUUUUUGAUACCUUAACAAAUAAUGUAGAAAAUAAAAACGAAAUAAAUAAUUUAGUAAAACAGAAAGUUGCUAAUAUGGUUAUAAAUGAAAUAGAAAAAAAAAUUGAAAUAAAUGAAUCUAGUUUUCUAUUUAAUAAAUUAUCUUUAUUACGUCAAUACUUUGAUGUAACACAUUCUUAUGUAAUUAAUAAAAUUAUAUUUAUUCUUAUACCAUAUAUAUAUAUACGUAAGGCUAUAUGUGAAUCUAGAACAUAUUAUGUAUAUGCUCAUCUAAAAAAGAAAAUGGAGUUAAUUCAAAAAGAUAAGAAUUUUGAUUCAGCAUUUAAUUUAAAUAAACAUAAUAAUGAAUUAAAACUAAAAAAUCAAGAUAUAAUGAUUAAAAAAAACGAAAAUGAAUUGAAUUCAGAAAAUAAAGCAUUUUAUUUUAAUGAUAAGAAAAUGAAUAAUAUAAAUAUGAUGAUAAGACAUAAUUCUAAUGAUAUUAAUUAUGUAGAUUAUAGUAAUUUUGGUAUAUUUAAAGCUGAUUUAUAUAUCCCUUUAAUGUCAAUUAUCACAUAUAUUUUAUUAUAUACCUUAACGGUAACAGCUCAAAAAAAUAACUUCAUAUUUAAACCAGACAACUUAUUUAAUAUUUCUUCAUAUGUAUUUAUAUUAAUAUUAUUAGAAACAAUUAUAAUCAAAUUUUUAUUUCUUUUAGUAUGUCGAGAUAUAAACUUAUCCUUUUUACACAUUUUAUCUUUUAUUUCUUACAAAUUUGUUAUAAUGUGUGCAUUAAUUAUUACAAAAAUAUUUUUCUAUUUUACUUAUUUUAUAUAUGUAUCUGUUGUUGGUAUAGAUAAUGAAAAUACCAACAAAAUACAGUCAAAUAAAAUAUCCAUACCAAGUAAUUCACAUAAUGUAUUUAAAAAUUUAAAUAAUAAUUUCACUUUGAAUUUUAGCAUAUAUAAUAUUAUUUUAUUUUUGAAUGACAGUUUAACAUAUAGAUUUACUCAAUUUUAUUUUUAUAUAACCGUGAGUGUACAAAUGAUACAAAUUUUUAAAUCUAUUCAUUUGUAUAUCCAUGAUAAUUCAAAUUUAUUGAAUAAUUAUAAUAUUAAGAGAAUAAAUAUUUUAAUUCAUAUUUUUUCAUUUUCUCAAAUUUUUUUAUGUUGGAUUCUUACGCCUUCUUUUUCUUAA
Messenger RNA from Plasmodium gallinaceum, 1959 nucleotides. RefSeq names its product C-13 antigen. Gene Ontology annotation, biological process: endoplasmic reticulum to Golgi vesicle-mediated transport. The coding region runs from base 1 to 1959 and encodes 652 amino acids. Lineage: Eukaryota; Apicomplexa; Aconoidasida; Haemosporida; Plasmodiidae. The record is from RefSeq and is a predicted model, not a curated record. The transcript has a single exon. Gene Ontology annotation, cellular component: COPII-coated ER to Golgi transport vesicle; endoplasmic reticulum membrane; Golgi membrane.